Messenger RNA from Seminavis robusta, 1299 nucleotides. The record is from the annotation of a GenBank genome assembly. NCBI's taxonomy places the organism in Eukaryota, Bacillariophyta, Bacillariophyceae, Naviculales, Naviculaceae.
AUGAUGAUUGAAACGAGAGCGUUGCCACUGGCAUUGGCCUUGAUGGCAUCCACGGUGGGUGCCUUUCAAAGCGUAGAUAUCACUCCAACAACAACAAGAAUGAGUACUACCGGCACAGCCCUUGCCAUGGACCGAAGGAACUUUGGAGCAGCUGUCAUUGGAGGCAUUGUGGCGGGGAAUGUUUGGAACCCAACAAAACCUGCCAUGGCAGAGGUAUUCUUGGAUCCGGCCAUGUACGGUGAUCAAGAGUUGAGAGUCAGUGCCGUCGAUUCCAUCAAGGAAAAAGUACGAAGAGCCAUUCUACAAAAGCCGGUUCUGGCACCAUCAUUUUAUCAACUGAGCUUGCUCGACGGAUUGAGCUACAACGAACGCACCAAAAAGUACGGACCCGAUGGCAGUGUUGUGGCCAAUGUGCUUUCUUCCAAGAGCACGGACACUUACACCCAAAAUUUGCAAGAAGCAUGCAAUGUGCUUAUUGAAGGCGCCAAGGCACUCAAGAGGAAGACUGCCAUUACAGUCUCGGAUGCCGUUGCUAUUGGCGGUGCCGAAGCCAUUGAAUCGGUGGGGGGGCCUGUCCUGGCUGUACAGUUGGGACGCAUGGAGCCGGCAAAAGGUGCCCCUCUGCCUCCUCUCCCCGUUGAUCUAUUUUCUGGAACUCGGUCUGCUUCCGAGGUCUCAGAUGCCUUUCGUUCUGCCGGCUUGACGGAACGAGAGAUGACAGCCUUGCUGUCUGGGCUCAUGACUUUGGAAUUGGUGGAGAAAUCCAGGUCUGCCGAAGAUUGGAAAGAAUCUGCUAAACCCAAGUUUCGUGAACGAGGAAAGAUGGGUAGAAUGUCCGAGUUCAAGCAACUCACAGAUGAAGAUAUCGCAAAUGCAGAAGCAGCAGAGUUUGACGAUGACGACGACGGCGAGGACCCAUUGUUUGAUGAUGGCAGAACCUAUAUUGCAGAUAGUUUCGGAACCAGGGACGAACGCUUUGGAAAGCGCAUUGGAGCAGAGCAAAUCGACGAAAAGACUUUCAAUAAGUAUUUGAAGGAGCUCGACGAGGCGUCGUCGAAGAAGAAAGGAGGCAAUGUGAGCGACUACGGGUGGAUCGGAGUGCUUCUUGCGGAUGGAGACGUUACCCAGACAUGGCUCAAAAAGUAUGCUGGAUCCAACCUCAACUAUCUCAAGGACCUCAAAGUCUCGUUCAAUGCUGUUACCCAGCUCGGAGCCGUGUACACUGGUGGAAAAUACGAGAGUCUGCUCAAGAACAAGGGACGAAAAACACUCAACGACGAUCAGCUGAAUCUAUUCUAA